Danio aesculapii is the source of this 1059-nucleotide messenger RNA. RefSeq names its product chromosome 1 C19orf67 homolog (gene c1h19orf67). Lineage: Eukaryota; Metazoa; Chordata; Actinopteri; Cypriniformes; Danionidae. Bases 25 to 1059 code for a protein of 344 amino acids. The record is from RefSeq and is a predicted model, not a curated record. The transcript is spliced from 7 exons.
GAUUAACGUUAACUUUAGGCCAUAAUGGCUAAUGUAGAGCACGACGUAUCAGCGUCUUUAUUGCGGGAAACGAAUGAAGUAGACCAGUCUCUGACAGACCAAGAAGCGAUUACAGAGACCAUGGAAGAGAACACUACAAUAGCGUCCUCUUUCGGCGAUGGGAUGUUUUUAUGGGAUAAUGAUUCACCCGCAGGGAACACUCCAUCCUGUGGGGACACGAGAAUUAUGGAGGAUAAAAUCUCUCGGAUUGAGAAGCAGCUUCAGUACCUGCUGAACAAGGCAGAUGAGUUUCAAACACAGCUGGUGUGGAGCCGAGACUGUGUCCAGGAUUAUGGGUUUGGCAAUAUCGUUCCAAUGUUUUUGGAAACCUGUCAGCCAUACUUCUCCCUCCUGGAGUCCACAGCCAGAAACUCCAACCCUUUCUGCCCACCUCAGUCUACAAAUAUCCGCACGCAGCUUUUGCAGUUCUCUCAGCAACUGUGUUCUCGUCUGGAGCAGCUGGUGUUGCUGUUUGCCUCCUUCAGCUUCUGUUCACUGGAGGAAUCUGAUCCGCUGAGUGUCUCACACUUCAGUAUUGGCCAGUGUCAAAUAGACAACAUGAAGGUGUCAAUCUUCCGCUACUGUUGCCCCACACCGUUUCUUGCCUCAUCCAGUACCGGCCUAUACAAACGAAUGCGCUGGAAUGUGGAGCGAGAGAUUGAGGCAGGCGGAGAGGGAAAGACAUAUGACAGCGCAGAGUUUUACUUUCUGUGCUGUGAGGAUGUCAUUGAGGCAGCAGAUGAUCAGAACAGAGACAGAAGCUCUGAAGGAGAAAGCACAGAAACUGACAGUGAGAGUAAAGUGUCAAGGAUCUGGUCUAUUGGCCGUUGGGUCCAGACGUACCCUGACCCAAACACAGAGGACACCAUUGAUUGGGUGUUAUGUUCGCUCCCUUGCGGUCAGUACAAGCAGCUGUUGUGUCUGGGAAACGAAGAGCCUUCGUCCUGCACUGCCACAGACUGCCUACUGGGGGCGCUGCUGUCUCAGGAAACGCACGGUACAUUUACCAUCAUAACAUGA